Molecule: messenger RNA, 690 nt
Organism: Eruca vesicaria subsp. sativa (arugula)
Lineage: Eukaryota; Viridiplantae; Streptophyta; Magnoliopsida; Brassicales; Brassicaceae
Source: the annotation of a GenBank genome assembly
AUUGACAAAGGAAGCAAACGAGAUUCGCGCGACACCGUAUUGAGGAAGGUAUGUCACUGGUAGACUACGACGAUUCUUCAUCCGACGACGAUAUCUUACCUGCGGCGGCGGAGCACAAGGAACCUCUGCCACAACAAAAACCCUCUCAGCCGAAAUCACGGAGGUCUUUGAAGGAGAAGGAAGUAAGUGAGGAACUUCCUCAGCUACCAGAUGCUUUGCUUCUUCUGGAGUCACCAACGCUUACACAUGUGAGUGGCGGUGGUGGUGGUGGUGACCAUGCUUCCGUUGUUGCAGCUGCAAUGCGGAAACGUGACUUCAAUGGGAAAUCUUCUUCUUCUCUUCCUCGUCGUUCCAAGGUGCCAAGAGGUGAUUUGCCUCAUUCCAAGAAUAUUCCACAGACUUUGGGUAAUGUGCUUGUUCCUCCUCAGCUCAAAGGAAGGAGCAAUGUUGCCACAGAAGAUAUUAGCAGGCUUUUUGUGAAGAAACGGCCAGAUUCCUCCAAGGCAACAUCUCCUGCUAAUCAGGAUUAGUUUUGUUGAGGGGGAAAUAAAAAACAGAGCAUGUAACUUUACGUUAUUUCGUUUAUUUAGAACAUGAUUUCUAUUGUCUUUCUUAUACUUAGAAUGAUGACUUAUAUGUGAAAUUUACAUUAUACUUGAUUUAGCUUAAUAAACAAAAUAGUAAAACGCA